Molecule: messenger RNA, 594 nt
Organism: Haemonchus placei
Lineage: Eukaryota; Metazoa; Nematoda; Chromadorea; Rhabditida; Trichostrongylidae
Source: the annotation of a GenBank genome assembly
AUGGACUCGCAGAUUCGACGAGGAUAUGCCGCCAGACGUGGUCACUGUACUGUUGGACCCGAACAGGACCGAUUCUUCUACAACCCGAUUUGCGAUUUUUCCGAUGUGGCCCCUAACGGCGAGCUGUCACAGUCGAUUCGAGGCGAUAUUGCAAUGGCCGUCGAUUGGGCUGAACAAGUGCCGUCCUUCCACCUUCUUUCGCCUACGUUACGGCGUCACCUUCUACAUCGAUUCUGUCUGAUGUUUGUUACCAUAGAACACGGACUGUUCACUGCACAGAUGCCAGCUCACGAUAAUGUCUGGUUUCUGUCGGAUCGCACAUGUCUUGUGCGACAUGUAGAAGCGAUUCCUGAAGAAAUCAAGCUCCACCUUACACCAAAAACCACCAAAGCACAAGAGUUACUUUACCCACUGACCUCCUUACUGAUCGAUGAAAUCGCACAACCGUUACGGAAACUUCGACCAACACCUGAAGAAAUAGCCGCGUUGAAAGUGCUCAUGUUAAUGAGUAGGUUGCCGUUUCUGCGCACGCGCGUAAAAUCGAUAACCAUAACUGAAAAUGCCAGGGAACAUUUUGAUCAAUUAAUGACAUGA